Penicillium canescens is the source of this 1080-nucleotide messenger RNA. Its product is annotated as TauD/TfdA dioxygenase family protein. Gene Ontology annotation, molecular function: 2-oxoglutarate-dependent dioxygenase activity. The coding region runs from base 1 to 1080 and encodes 359 amino acids. Gene Ontology annotation, cellular component: cytoplasm. Lineage: Eukaryota; Fungi; Ascomycota; Eurotiomycetes; Eurotiales; Aspergillaceae. The transcript is spliced from 11 exons. The record is from RefSeq and is a predicted model, not a curated record.
AUGGCUCAGUUAGAAGCGCGAAAGCAUAUAUCCCCGGACUCCGGCUUCCCAAUCACCCUCCAUCCCCAUUUCAACGACAAGAUCAAGAAUCACGUCCCUCCGGAGCCACUUCGCGAACCAUUUACUCCGCCUACAGACCGAGCCUUUUUCGCGGACCCAGAGAAGAAAGCAUUGUUUUCUGUGGCAAAGCAAGUGGAUUUGACCGAGUCACUUGGAACAGUCCUAGAAAAUGUCCAGUUAUCCCAGUUAAAUGGCACCCAGCUUGAUGAGUUGGCACUUCUUGUUAAUGAACGGGGAGUUGUCUUCUUUCGUGAUCAGGAUCUUGAUACGGAGAAGCAGGUUGAAUUAUUUCAACACUAUGGAAUCCUGGAUAGACACCCUGCUCAAAAGGACCAAAAAUUCGUCAAUAUCCAAGGAAGUCGCGAGGAUCAUCGGAAAAUCCUUAGUUAUACCCCAUGGGCUAGUGGAGAUUUCCACGCCGAUACAUCUUUUGAGAUCAACCCUCCCUCAUAUUCUCUCCUGAGAAUGGAAGAACACCCCGAAGUCGGAGGUGACACAGCCUGGGUCUCUCAAUAUGGCCUUUAUGACACCUUAAGUGAUGCAUACAAAAGAUUCCUCGAUAGUCUCCAUGCCGUGCAUACGUCACGAUUGCAGUAUGAUACGAUCCUGGACUUGUGGGGCGCCGGUCCCAAUCGCCCUCCAAUCGAUACCCAUCACCCUGCCGUGCGAACACACCCAGUCACGAAACUCAAGGCACUGAACGUAAAUCCGGGUUUCGUGACUGGCUUUGCGGAGCUUAAGAAAGUGGAAUCUGAUAAGGUUCUCGAUUUUCUGGCAUAUCACAUCCACUCGGCGGAUGAUCAUUAUGUUCGUUGGAAGUGGGCUGUUGGCAGUGUGGCUAUGUGGGAUAAUCGGUGUACUCUCCAUCGAGUCAUCCCUGGUACCUACAAGGGACUGAGACGAGGUAUCAGAACUACUGUUUUUGGAGAACAGCCCUACUUUGAUCCAGAAAGCGAGAGUCGGGUGGCUCGCAAACUGCGUGAGGAAAUUGAGGAUGGCAAAAUAAGCCAUCUUACAUAG